UUUUUUUUUUUUUGUUUUUAAAUCUCACUCACGGCGAAAGAGUGUGCAGAAGAGAAUGGGGAAAAAAAAAGAAGAGAGGCAUGAAAAAGAAAACAAGACGGAUGCAACAAACCACACUUUCUGCGUUACUUUUUAAACCUAGCACGUAAAAACAUGAUUUUUAAUCGGUAGGUGCGCGAUCGGUCGUACCGGGCGAAGAUGAACGCCUCGGUACGACGAACUUUGUACAUAUCCCACUGUGCGCGGUGCGACGCACGGUCAAUUGAAAAAUAAAGUAUUAAUAUUUUAUACAGUCGUAAAACAGUCUUAUUUACUUCUUAUUUAUUUAAUAAUAAAAAAAAAGAACAAUAUCCUUCGAAUACUUUAUUAAGUAUUCAUAUAAAUGAAUAUAUUUUAUAAAUAUCUAUUGACCAAUUCAAGUUCAAUUCCAUCAUUCGAUCAUAGGGGCGCUGGUGUCGUGUAGUUUAAAAUGGUUAUGUUACCUAAUAAAAUAAGAAUUCCAUGGAUUACGAAGCAUGCGGGUUAAAUAGACCUUGUAGAUCGUUGAACAAUUACUUAUUUUCACUCGUCGUCGUUCUGAAUUGAUUGCGGAAUGCAUUCUAUGCAAGUGAUUCAGAAUCGUAAUAAAGUAAAUUCUAUUAAUAUUAUGUUUACGUAUAAACAAAGAUGUCAAACGAUAUUGUUAGUACUUAACUUACGCGAUAAUUACUUUCGUCGACGAAGUUAUUGGGUUGUUAAAUUUAUAUACCUCUGGCUAGAAAUCUUAUUGGUGGAGUAGCAUCAUACCAUUUUAUUUACAAAACGAGCCUCCUAACUGCGUCAGUGUCGCUCUUUUCUAUAAGUAGAAUCAGAUGUCUGUUUAGUUGUUCGAAACUGUUCAGUGAAUGAGCUCACGACGAUAUAACCUCAAAUAAUGGCUGAAAGAAAAUGGUAGUAUUGAUUAAGAAGAUAAUAGUAUUGAUUAAUAAAAACUAUUAUAAACUUGAAAACGAUUAGAAACUUUAUAAACUUGAAAACGAAUGGAGUUCUCAGUGAAUCAAUAAGUUAGUGCGAUAAGGUUUCAUUGUUCUCAUUACCUUUGUCAUUUGUAAAACGAAACAAAUUAAGAAUGACACGAAACGCUAUAAAAUAUUAUCAAAGUAUCAAAUAUUAUCAACGAUUUAUUGUCUUAUCAAGACAAUUCACAGAUAGUGCUACAGGUAAAGGAUACAGUGGAAGCGUUAACAAAAAUAAAUUAUUAAAACGUCUGAACGGUUUAUGGAAAACAAAAAUGACUAUGCAGAGUCAUUCAAAAUUUUUACUGCAAUUAAAGGAUCACUUAAACAAAGCUGGUUAUGAUAAAAAUCUGCAAGUCAUAUUUUCUAAACACUGGCCAGAUUUCUUGCAAAGGAUGACGUACUCACAAAUGAAUGUUUUGAAAAAGUUAUCGACGCUCGAAUUUUCAAAGAAUGAAAAUAACAAUAAAACGGCAGAUAUAGAAAAAUGUGAUAGUAGUAAAGUAAAAAGAAAGAAUAUAAUAGGGGGACAUAAGGGAGAAGGAAUAACAACUACCGAUAGUAUUCAAUGUAAAAAGCCAGUUGAUGAAGAUAAAGCAAGUGAAACUACAGUUCAAGUCAAAGCAGCAUCGCAAAGUAUUUCUGACUUUUUUGGUGGACUGAUAUUUAAUUCUGUACAAAGUAAAACAGCCAGAUUAGUUGUAUCACCAAAAUGGAAAAUAAAUAUUCAUGAAAGUAUUUCAAAACAUAGUAUUACAUCUAGAACACGCCAUGUGUUGAACGCUAUAGUAACAGCUGAAUCAACUGCUUCACGUUGGAGAAGGAUUGAAGAUUUAUUAAUACACAUUGAUCAAUAUCCAGAAGCCAGGCAUUAUGCAAUUAAGGAGGGAGCAAUAAGAAUAUUGCUUAGAACUAGACAAAAAGUUAGAGAUGAACAAACCAAAGCAUCUAUUAGAGAAGCUUUAGCAAUAUUGGGUUAUGUUGAACCCCUGCCUGGCAAAGGUAUUAGAAUUCUUUCUAUUGAUGGUGGGGGUAUGCGUGGAGUAUUAGUUAUAGAAAUGUUAAAAAAGCUUGAGCAAUUGACAGGCAAGAAAACUCAUGAAAUGUUUGAUUACAUAUGUGGUGUGAGUACAGGGGCUAUUCUUGCUGCUGCUUUAGGUGGACAUAAACGAAAAUCAUUAUUCGAAAUAUCCGAAUUAUACAAGGAAUUAAGUACUAAAGUGUUUACUCAAAGUGCAAUAAAAGGUACAAGUAAUUUGGUAUGGAGCCAUGGAUAUUAUGAUACAGCACUCUGGGAAAAAUUACUGCAAGAAAAUUUAGGAGAAAAAAUUCUUAUAAAAACAGUUCGUGAUCCUGCUGCUCCAAAAUUUUCAGCUAUAUCUGCUAUUGUAAAUAAGGAACGUGUAAUGGCCUAUGUAUUUAGAAAUUAUACUUUACCUCAUAGGAUUGAAAGUUUGUACAUAGGAUCUCACAAGCAUAAAUUGUGGGAAGCCAUUAGAGCAUCCGCAGCAGCACCUAGUUAUUUUGAAGAAUUUAAAUGCGGUGGAUAUCUGCAUCAAGAUGGAGGUAUACUGGUAAAUAAUCCAUGUGCAGUUGCAUUACACGAAGCCAAACAAUUAUGGCCAAAUAGUCCAAUUCAGUGUGUGGUUUCAUUUGGAACUGGGCGAACGCCGCAUCAAAUGAAUGACACUAGCAGUAAAAUGGCAGAAAUAGCGACUUCAAGUUGGAAGGAUAAGUUUUAUAAAAUUCUAGAUAGCGCAACUGAUACAGAAGCUGUACAUACUACGUUAAACGAUCUUCUACCUGAAUACGUUUACUUUCGCUUUAAUCCAUAUUUAACGGAGAUGUUGUCAAUGGUAGAAAUACGUCCUGAGAAGAUCAAUCAGCUAGAACAAGAUGCAAAAAUGUAUAUACGUAGAAAUGAAGAAAAAUUUCAAAGAGCUGCUGAAGUUUUGUUAGAGAAAAGAAAAAUACAACAAAAAAUAAUAGAUUGGAUUGCGCUACAAAGAAAAAUUUCGGGUCUAUGAAUCGUAUCUUACAAUUCAACAGGCAUUCCAUAACUUGUAUACAUACAUAUAUUAUGAGAACAUGUUUGUCACAAACCUGAUAUGUAAUACUGAGUUUAAAUUAUAUUUAGUCUUUAGUGUGAUAGAAUAAACACAUUAUGUUUAUUUAUACUUGUUUAUAUAAAUAUUAUAUUAUAAAUAAUUUUCUGUGAAAGGCAAUAUUUUAUAUAGAAGAUGUACUGUUUGUAAUUUCUGUGACAUACACACGCUUAAAUGAAUAUUAAAUAAUAAAGCAUGAAAAAGUUAUUUAUGAUACAUAUUUUAGUAAGAUUAUUUAUUAUUCUAUUUAACUUAAUAUUACACAAAUACUAAUGACUUUUUUAAUUAUCUUUUAUAAAUGAAUACAAAAUAGCAAUACAGUAUUUUGGCAUCUGUGUGCAUGUCUAGAGACAAAGCAUCAAAUGAUUGUUAUUUAUAUAAAUAAUAGGUCUAUAAAUAACACUGAUUCCUACCUCAGGUAUAAUUAUCAUUAAAUCACUAGUCUUAAUGCUAGUCUGUGUGUAUAUCACAUAAUUUGUGAAUAUACUAGUAUGAAAAUAUAUUUAUAAAAAGUGAUUAUAUGUAUAAAUCUUAGAAUAUUAUAUUUAUAUGUUGCGUAUUCCAAAAAACAUUAUAAAAUUUUAACAUUGUUUUAACUUUUUCACGGAUCAA
Molecule: messenger RNA, 3712 nt
Organism: Heterotrigona itama
Lineage: Eukaryota; Metazoa; Arthropoda; Insecta; Hymenoptera; Apidae
Source: the annotation of a GenBank genome assembly